GUUAGACCUCAACAGCGCUUAGCCUACAUCGCACAAGGCUCGGAAGUGGCUCAACAACGAUAGGGCUAAAGCCUUUCACCAUCACGCUCAUAUCUUAAGCGAUGGUAACAAAGAAUUCCUCACAGCAAGGGAGUAGUUGUACUUGAACAUUGUUAGCAUAGCACAUCUAUGUUUGAGCCGAUGCUCAUAAAUACACUUCCGUGUUUAGCCAAAGUCUUUGGAAUAUUAGGAUCGCUAGUUGUAUGACAAGCCCUGUAUUGUACAGCGAAGCAUAACCGCUCUAAUCUGGGCCACUAUCCUACUGACGGGCCCGGCUCCCUGUCACCAGCGUCGGCCAUCGGCCAGUCGUGUCCUAGCCCUCGGCUUUCCACGCCUGCGGCUGCCAGCAUCCUGCGUCAAGCGAUCUCCACAGAGUGUUAACUUCUCCCUGAAGCAUCGUGGUCCGCACCCACAUCGCCACAUCGUGCAUUGUAGCUAGCAGCACGGCCUCUUCCGCAGCAACACCUUCCCAUGAACGGUGGUGGCAGCUACCUUAAUGGCUACGGCUCAGGCCACGGCUGGAACUACCCGCCAGGGAUGCCCCAGCCGAACAUGGGAGGACCCAUGCACCCCGGCUUCCAUCCCCAUGCAACCCAAGAGCACCCUUUCUCCAUGGCCAUGCACAAUCCAGCUGCAGCCGCCGCAGCCGCCUUCGCUGCGGGUCAAAUGGUAGCUGCGGCCAUGGGCCCUAUGGCUCCUGCCAUGAUGGGCCCUAUGGCAGCAGCUGUUGGGAUGGGCUUCGGAGGGCCUUCCAUGAUGGGGGGUCACAUGGGUCCUAUGGGGAUGGCAGGAGCAGGGCCUUACGGCUUCAUGCCGGCUUCCCCGCGGAUGGCAGCAGUCCCGGAUGGACCGGAAGCGUAUGACCCCUCUUGGUACCAGGGUUUCUAUCGAGGCUAUGAAGGCGAGUUUGCGGAACCUUACAACACAGCUGCCGUACAAAGGAAGACGUACGGCAGCGGCGUUAGCAACCGGCAUGGAUAUGUUGCACAGGAGGAGCAGGAAGAGGAGGUGGUGGGGGCUGCUGAGGAUCAAGUGGAGGAGGAGGAAGAGGAGGAAGUGGAGCAGGAGGAGGAGGAGGGUUACAAUGGUGAAGAAGCAGCAGCCGAUUGGUAUGCUGAUGGCGAAGAGGCGGAGGAGGAAUACGGCGAUGGCACGACUAACGCAGUAGCGACCAAGGCAACAGCAGCAGAGGCGGCGAAGGCAGCGGGACCUGCUGCUCGACUCAACCCCACAGCGGCUGCGUUCGUGCCACCAACAACCAAACCCCAGGCUGCUGCGUCGACGACGGCGGCAACAGCGCCCCCAUCGUCUUCAAUUGCUACAAGAUCACCAGCAGAAGCGGCAGCGGCGAUUAUAGCGGAGGCGGCUGCAGCUGCGAAGAAAGAGGCGGAGGCGGCUAAGAAGGAGGCGGAGGCGGCGAAGAAGGCAGCAACAGCGGCGUCCGCACCCUCCGCUGCCACUGCGGCAGUGGCGGCGGCGUUAGCGGCGGCGGAGGCGGCCGCCAUCCGGAAAGCGGCGGCAAGCAGCAGCAGCGGUGGGCGGGGAGGCGGCAGCGGCGUAGAGCCGGCUAACGGGACGCCAGCGCCGCCGAUAGCGGCGGCAAAGGAGGAAACUCAGGGCCAGGGGAAGGGGAAGGGCACGUCCAUCAACCCAGCCGCUGCGCCCUUCGUUCCUGCGUCAUUGAAAGCCUCCGGCGGAACUACGGGCCCAAGUGCCGGGUCCAAACCAUCAACCGCCGACACCGCGCGAACGGGCUCUUCGGGGCCGACGGCGGCUGCGACGGAGGGGGCAGCAGCAGCAGCAGCUGGGGCGGCGGGUGUGGCGUCAAAUGCGGCAUGCACAUCGGCACCGGAUGGGGGGCAGCAGCACCAGCUUCCGCAGCCGGUUGCCUUGCCGCUGCCGAUUCCCAUUCCCGUACCGCUACCGGUUGCCGAGCGCUUUGCCAACCCGAGUGGUGUGUCUCCGUCGACGACAUUGCCUCCUGCUCCUGCUCCUCCUGCUCAGCCUCCUCAGCCUCAUGUACUGCAACCCGCAUCCCUGCAACCACACACGCAUGCGUCGCUCCCGCAGCACCCUCAGCAACAGCAGCCUUGCGCAAGACCCGAGCAGCCCGGCCAACAGCCUGAAGAGCAGCAGCAGUCGCAGCAACAACAACAGCAGCUGCCUGGAGAGCAAGCUGGCGGGGGGUUAGAUGCCAACGUGUUGCCGCCGGUUGCGACGCCGUUUGUGUGCUUCGAGACGGCGGUGUUCAGGUUGUUCCAGGGGCACCAGGGGCAGCACGCCUUCAACACGCUGUGGUGGUGCAUGGAGCCGGCCGGGAGCACCGCCGGACCCUCCCGCGAGCCCGCAGGACCCCCCGCAUACGCCUCCGCAACCACCGACAACAACAACCGCUCGUCACUACCAGCCAGCAGCAGCAGCGCCGCUGCUUCCUCUCCUGCUGCUGCUGGUACCGUUCUGGGCCCGUUCAGCUGCGAGCAAAUGAUUCUAGGCUACAUCGCGCAGGCCCUCCCCGACAACAUGUUGGUCUGCGGCACCCUGGCGACACCAGACCUACCCGACGUGCAACAGCAGCAGCCACAGCAGCAGCAGGGGGCGCCCCGGGCACCUCCGCGGGAGGCCUUCAUGUGCCUGGCUGAGCUGCUUUCGGCGGCUGAGGACGGGCAAGCCUACUCGCCGAUCCGAGUGACGACCUCUUAACGGGAGUUGAGGUGUGGAGACCUACAGCUCUCGUGUGUUGCGCGGUGCGCAGGGGCGAUACUUGACGGGGAGUUUACAUGAGACGAAGCACCCGGAUUUGCAGAUGGAUGGUUUAGUGCUGUUGAUGUCUAGCGGUGCUGAUGAAGCGUUGGGUUGAGUAUCUACAAGUUGGAUUUUCUUACUGGUAACUGCGGUAAGCGAGCACGCGCAGCUCUUGUUCGUUGCUAGGGUGCAGUAUACCAUACCGACAUAUAUCAUGCAGCGGAGUGCCUAGAUGAGUUUGAGCAGCAACAGCACUGUAGCUCUGGAACCUGAGGUACCGAUAUCACAGUACUGAACUCACUGCUGGGUUAUGUCACUAGUAGGGCGGUGUAGUGCCCUUCUAACAACGAUUCGACAUGAUUGGAACGCAGCGGUUUGCAGUAUGCUUGUAGUGUCGGGGAGUGGCGACGCAUUAUCGGUAUGGGCAACCGUUCGAUCGUUGUGAACUAAAGUGCUGUAGACACCGUCAAAUGCAGGGCAGGAGUGAUGGGCAGACAUGGGCAAGGGAUAGAACAGGAAUAGUCCAUGCGAACGCGUGUUGGGGACAGGAUAGGAACCCGUACGUGUAGGACUGCAGGCUGACGUUACGAACAUAGGCAUGCAUGCAGUACACGUGCUCG
This is a messenger RNA of Astrephomene gubernaculifera, 3401 nucleotides long. The record is from the annotation of a GenBank genome assembly. NCBI's taxonomy places the organism in Eukaryota, Viridiplantae, Chlorophyta, Chlorophyceae, Chlamydomonadales, Astrephomenaceae.